AUGGCCGCCCUGAGAGUGAAGAUGAUGAGCUCGGGGAAUGUACGACAAAUCGCUCUGGUGAGGAAUUCAUCAAACGUGAAAGUUUUUCCUUUCUCACAUCUAAUCAUAGUUUUAUUUUUUCGUUCUUUGGGUAUGUAAUCAUGUCCGGUAGCGCUGAGAAGGUAACCGGUCGUUUCGAUACAAAGUCGUUUCGUUUCGAACUCUGGCAAAAUGGUACAAAAAUUUCGAUCGCUUUAAUCUUUAAUGAGUAUACUCCUAAAACAGUUUUAAUCGGCAAUGUUUCCGUAUAACCCCAGACAUUAAUUAUGCAUACAUCAAUUGUUAGAAGAAAACAAAAGAAAGAACAAUAUCAAGCCUUUGAGAUUUCAGUGUCAUAAAAAUGUUUGAACCAUUACAGCGUGCACUGUCUCAGUUUGAAAAACAUUUUAAUAUUUAAAGAAACUGGAACCAAAUUAAAACAAUUUGAGAAAAAAAAAGUCCAUGUGAAUGAUCGGGUUUCCCCAAAUUAUCUUGUUUUAGUAAGGAAGGUCACAAGAGAUGAGGUCGUAUUCCUUCGUGUUCCGGCAUUCAUGUCAGACAGAACUCUUUAGAGUAUCUUCGGAAUGUCCUCGGAGAUCUUCAGAUAUUAUCAGAACCCUACGAAAAAUCCUGGCACUCUCAGCAUAAAAAUGCCACACCUAUAAAUUAAAAAAAGUUGGCCGGUAUAAUAUCUAGCCAGAGUUUUUGAAAACAUGCUUCAAAAAAGGCCCAGAAUAUUGGCACGGUUUCUGGUGACUGCAGUGAGAAUUUUCAUUGGGGGCUUGCCAUCUUGGUUAGUCUCAUCAUCAAGCUCAGUCCCGAGCUAACUUGCCAUGGGGUGGGAAUGGGUCUCCAUGUCAAUCCCUAGUGGGAGGAGGGUGCUAUAAAAGUGUAGUAUGGCUAGUUAGUCUGUCUGGAGAAUCUCUUCAUUGAUCAUGUGUCUGCUGUAACUUUGUCAUGCCAAAUUCGUCAAAUGCUUCAAGCCAAUAGGCCAAUGAAAGGAUUCCCCUCACUGAUGUGCUCAGCUGCGAGGCUGUGUCAGGUCAGUGGGGGUGAUGUGGCCUUGAAUUCUUUGCUUAGAGUUGUGGCCUUGAACCUCAAGCUACCCCUGUCAUAUAGGACCUUAAAGCAGCUAGAGUGCAUGGCCAAGUUGAGAGUGUCCUUUUUAUAGACUUGAAUAUUUCUUUGCUGAUCAGCAACCAAGAAGAGAGUCACCUUAGAAGGCUUAUGGGUAAGGGCUGAAUUUCUUUACAUUAUUGGUCAUUGGCCCCUUUAUUUAAGUCAAGUCAAGCUGUGUGGCCUAGAGUUGUCAGCUCGUGAGGUUUUCAUAAAUUUGGCUAGGUAUAUAUAAACACAAAUGAGCGCACAAUUAAAUGGCCUCAUAAAAGGAAUAUGAAUAAAAUAAAAAAAUAAGUAUACUUUGCUUGUGAACAAGAAAAACAUUUUGAGCAACAAUUCUUAAAGCCAAGUACAUGACACUAUUUACAACUUGACUGAAUAAACUUGUAUUGAAACGACUUGUAUCGAAACUACUGUGUAUUAAAACGACCAGUAACUGUUGAAAAUUGUUAAAUCAGGAAUCGAAUCAGGAUCAGAGUGUGUCUCCUGCCCCUAAUCCCCAACUUUUUUUCACAUAAUGUACCCAAAAGUAGAGAAAGUCAGUCUGCUGGACACUGAGUAUUUUGAUAAUUUUGUCUGACUGACCCCCUAUCAAUGCUGAACUUGGACACACUUUGUUCAUUCUAACCCAAGAUCAAGGGUGUUUAUUAAUGAUAGUGGUUUCAGCUGGCUAAAGGCCAAGAUGGAAACUAUAUUAUCAUUGUUUGGUUCCAGAAAAAAUUAAGUGCCGAUGAUAAGUGUUCCUCUUCCCCCCAUGAAUUGAUAGAUAGGCCAGACCACUCUAGUCAGUUCAAGGUCCCCCACUCUUUUUGAACAGUGGGGAUUCUCUUGUGUUUCCUUUGAAUAAGGAAGAAUUGUUAUAAAGGAAGGAUGAGGGAGAGAAGGCCAAUGGCUUAAUGUAAUCACCCAGUGAAGGGCGUGGGCCCAGUUCCUCAAAUGAUGGUUAAGUUUAACCCAGGAUUAAGCCAAAUUUGAAGUACCGUUUUCUUCUCUAGCAGCAUGUAACUCAGGCUUACAAAAUACUGUUGAGCCUUUACUCUGAGAUAUAGUAAUAAUAAUACAAAAUGUUACUCUAAGCAAUGCACAGAAGGUAAAUACAAAAUGUGGAACAAAAUGUGAAUCCUGGAUUAGUGCUAACAGCCUUUCAGAAACCAGGCCCUCGUUGGUAGUCUAGCCAGUGUUCAAACCCAGUCAGCAAAAACCAGCAGUUUUAACCACGGGCAGUUCAACACUGCUUGUGCAAUACCCCAGAGAAUAUCAUCACUCUUAAUAAGGCAUUUAUGCCUAGAAAAGUUACUUUCCUUUGGCUAUGAUUUAUUACAUGUACAAUACUCUUUCUUUCUAUUAUUUCACAGAGAAUACCAUCAGUACUGUGUAGAUUUAUGUCUAAUGGCUCUGCAGCAGGUGGAGGUGAUCCUCAGAAGCCAACUUCUUCAAUUUCAUCACAGGAUACUGGUGAGUUUUAUAAUUGCCAGGAAAAAACAAUGAAGAUGCGUUUUGUUUUUUGAAGUGCUACACAAGUUUCCCUAUCAACAAUAGUUAUUGUGACAUUUACCCUUGGAGCAGAGGCUACAUGUUUUGUCAACUGUGAUGGGAAAAGUAGCCUAGCCUUCUUUUUGUACGUAAGUUCACGCAGAGAAAGUUGUCUCCAAGAGCCCAGGACUAGUGGAUUUUUUCAGGCUAGCAAAUUGUUUUCCUAGCUUGCCCUAAAGGCAAGUGAAGUUUUUUUUUUUGAGGAAAUCAAAUUAUAGAACUGCUGCAGUCAAUCUGGCUUAUCUAAACAUUGUUUUUGGGCGAGUAAAAAUGAUUCUUGGGGUUCCCCAAAGGGCAAGCUAAAACUGACUUGCUGACACUUACUGGAAAUAGUGAAUACACAAAAAUGCUUUUGCAGGUCAAGAAAUUAUAGUUCGGAGAUAAUUGAACAGAGAUGUUACUCGGCACCAGCUUCUGACAAUGUUCUGCUCCGGGCAAAAGAGUGAUCUCGCCGGGGGAGUUUUUUUAAGGAAGUUUUGGGUGGGGAUAUACCACUGGGUCCCAGGUAACCUUAGCCUAUACCAGGUCUUGUUCAGCUAAAUUUUGAUACUCCAUUCUAGACUAAAAUCUUCAAGUUGCUAUUUUCCAGAAGCUGCUAAUUAAGUUGACAUGUUCUUUGCCAAUUCGACUCUUGAGUGUUAAUUCCCACUUUUUACCUAAACUGCUGCUUAUAAGUCUUGGGCUUAUGCAUCUUCAUAAGGGGUUUUAGGAGUGCUUAUAACCGGAAUAGAAAAAGGACUUCAAAACAAGCUCCAAGGGUGCUGAUCAAAAUAGGUUUUAUGUUUACUGGUUUUUAAAUAAGCUUCAAAAGGUCAUAAUGAAUGUAAUUCAUUUCAAUACAAGCUAGAGUGAAGGGGGGGGGGCUUUUAAUUGGAUGUAUUAUAUAUUGGUUUUUUCCUGACCUCAUAAUGAAUGUGAUUUAUUUCAAUACAAGCGAGAGUGGGGGAGGGGUUUUUCAUUAGAUUUUUUUUUCUUUACAGGUAGAUGGGCCUAUAACUAGGGGGGGCUUAUAAGUGGGGAGACAGGGUUAUAAGUAGGGGGACAGGGUUUUAAGUGGUAGUUUCCAGGAUUAGUUCAUUGACCUGAAACGGAUUUGACCUACAACAGGUGCAACUAAACCAAAUUUUUUUUUUCCUUAUUUUGACCAACAGCACCCAAGCCAGAAUCCUCGGAGAAAAUCACUUACAAGGUUCAGGAGUAUUAUUCAUACAACGAUUAUUCAUUCUAUGACUUGGAAAAUGUGAUAGACUCGUCAGGACGGAGACAAAUCCAGCCUGACCCAAGACAGCGUUAUAAUCAUACAGAUCCAUGGUCCAAGAAAGAGUCAAGUACAGCCUAGCUCCAGGAAGGAAAUGCUGGUCAUAAGACCACUUUUUCUCUUGCAUCUUGUAAAUUUCCGGAGAUGCUUUUUGUAUAUUAAAAAGUUCACUAGUUUUAUGUGGAUAUAAACGGUUGCAAUCACAAGUAUUGUUAAGGGUAAAAUGUAUACUUGACUUGAGUUGUUUAAUAAACAUUAGAA
This is a messenger RNA of Porites lobata, 4189 nucleotides long. The record is from the annotation of a GenBank genome assembly. Lineage: Eukaryota; Metazoa; Cnidaria; Anthozoa; Scleractinia; Poritidae.